Stylophora pistillata is the source of this 1008-nucleotide messenger RNA. Its product is annotated as tetraspanin-7. Gene Ontology annotation, cellular component: plasma membrane. NCBI's taxonomy places the organism in Eukaryota, Metazoa, Cnidaria, Anthozoa, Scleractinia, Pocilloporidae. The record is from RefSeq and is a predicted model, not a curated record.
UCCUAAACACCAAAUGUCGGGAGAAGGAAAACUUGGGCCUUGCAUGCAGUGCGUUCGUUGCAUGUUGUUCGUCUUCAAUGGUCUGUUCUGGCUUACAGGAGGUGGCAUGCUUGUUGUGGGUAUUUGGGCUCGCGUUCAGUUCAGUGAUUACAUGAAGUUGUCAAGUCAUGAUUACUCCACAGCAUGCUAUGUACUGAUUGGUGCUGGAGCCCUUGUCAUAAUUAUUGGUUUCCUUGGUUGUUGUGGAGCCUAUAGAGAGCAAGUAUGCAUGUUGAAAACAUUUGCAGUGAUUCUUGGGUUUCUCUUCCUGGUUGAGCUUGGGGGUUCUAUCACUGGAUAUGUCUUCAGAGAAAAAAUUAAAAGUGGUUUCAGCGAGGGAUUGAGUGUUGCACUGGAUGACUACAGACAGAAUGGGUUUAAAAAAGCUUGGGAUGGACUGCAGUCAAAACUUGGAUGUUGGGGUAAUAAAAAUUAUUCAGACUGGUUCUACAAGGAAUGGACUACAGAUGAAACAUACAACAAUUCAGUGCCUGAUUCUUGCUGCGUUAAAGAUGAAGUCAGCUGUAACAUUAAUGUCACAAGCCACCCAGCCACAGUUUAUUCAAAGGAGGGAUGUUAUGAUGCUGCAGUUAAAUUCUUUGAGGACAAGUUGUUGAUUAUUGGAGGUGUUUCCCUAGGAAUUGCAUUUUUUCAGCUUGUUGGUGUGGGAUUGUCAUGUUGUUUGGCAAGCAGUAUCCAACAUUCCAGUAAAUAUGAACUGGUUUAGUCAAUUUCAUUGUCCUCUGUAAAUUCAUAUAAAUGAGAAAUCUGGGUUUCUAAUUCUAAGGUUGAUAAACUCUGAAUUAUGGUAGAAAAGUGCUCUUGUCAAAUCUGAGGACAUUAGAUAAGCCCCCUUUGGGGUAGCUGCUUUUCGAUUUCGCAUCCUCUUUUAUCAGGGCUGGACACUAACUUUUCAACUUACUAGCCAAGUGGCUAGUGACACCUUAGAUGUUACAACAAUUUCAGUUU